AUGAAUUAACAGAUCGUUAGCAAUUCAAUAUAAGAGAUUAGUCAGUAUAACAAAGUCUUAGAAGGAAAUAAGCAAUAUGUGUCAAAAAAAUUAUCGAUAGAUGAUUAAUAUUUUAAAAAGUUAUCAAAAGGAUAGAGUCCAAAGUAUUUACUAAUAGGGUGUUCUGAUUCAAGGGCUCCUCCUAAUGAAUUAACAGAAACAGAUCCUGGAGAAAUCUUCAUCCAUAGAAAUAUUGCUAAUUUAGUAAUACCAACAGACUUAAAUGUAAUUGAAUAAAUAAUCUUUAAAAGUUGAACUGUGUAAUUUAGUAUGCUGUUGAACAUCUUAAUAUUCAUAGUAUAAUCAUAAUGGGUCACACAUGUUGUGGUGGAAUUAAGGCUGCUAUGUAAUAAGACUCUGUUGGAGGAUUACUUGAUCUAUGGUUAAAUCAAAUUAAAAUAGUUUAUGAAAAACAUCAGGAUCUUAUUGAAUCCAUAGAUAAUGAAGAUGAUAAACUGAAUUGUCUAAGUUAAUUGAAUAUUAGAGCCUAAGUAAUCAAUAUUUGGAAAAAUCCAAUCAUCUAAAAAUCUUGGCAAAAAGGAAAUCGUAUUUUAAUUCAUUUAUUUUUUAGCUGUUAUGGUUCAUGGUUGGUUAUUUAGAGUUGAAACAGGUUACAUUGAAGAACUUUUAAUUGAUUCAUAAACACCAGAAGAGAUGAGCUAAGUCUUUGCCUUAAAAUUUAAGUUGGAUUCUGAAAGAAUUUUGUCGAAAUAAACAACACCAUUAGGCUCACCUAAAAAUAAUGCUAGAAAACGAUUUUAAUUAAUGUAAAAGAAAAUCACUUAACAUAUCAAAUAAUUAAAAGAAAAUAAUGUGGAAACUGAAUAAACUAUUAAUCUUAACUAUUUGGGGGAAUUAAUUUAAAAUUCUUAAAAGUUUUGA
Messenger RNA from Paramecium sonneborni, 921 nucleotides. Lineage: Eukaryota; Ciliophora; Oligohymenophorea; Peniculida; Parameciidae. The record is from the annotation of a GenBank genome assembly.